This is a messenger RNA of Notolabrus celidotus (New Zealand spotty), 1859 nucleotides long. Its product is annotated as golgin IMH1-like. The record is from RefSeq and is a predicted model, not a curated record. Lineage: Eukaryota; Metazoa; Chordata; Actinopteri; Labriformes; Labridae. Bases 130 to 1653 code for a protein of 507 amino acids. The transcript has a single exon.
CUAGCUUGGUCUACUAUAAAUGAAGCACCAACCCUCAUCAGUUGAUAGAUCCAAUCUAAGACACUUGUCAGCCAGACGCGUACCUUUACACUGGUAUACGGUCCAGAAACUAACUCCCCAAGAUUAGCAAUGGACAACAGGCUGAACAGUGAGGCCCCAAGCUCGGCCCCAAGAGGUGUAUCAGAGGAAAUAAUGGAAACCAACAAGAUUAAAGAGCUUGAUCUUGUUCAGGCUGAAAGGCUGAGGGCUGACACCAUCCAGAAGGAACAGGAGGAAUUUAAGCCAGAGGUAAAAGUCAGCCAAGACGUGAAGCAGGUUCAGAAUCUGGAGGUGGUGAAAGUUUCCCUGGAGCAGGAGGUGAAGGCCCUGAAGGAAGAGAUCCUGAGAAGGGAAUCAAAGGAAGCAAACCAGAUUAAAGAGCUCCAAGAUCUUGUUCAGGCUGAAAGGCUGAGGGCUGACACCCUCCAGAAAGAACUGGAGGAAUUUAAGCCAGAGGUAAAAGAGAGCGCCAGCCAAGACGUGAAGCAGGUUCAGAAUCUGGAGGUGAAGAAAUUUUCCCUGGAGCAGGAGGUGAAGGCCCUGAAGGAAGAGAUCCUGAGAAGGGCAUCAAAGGAAACAAACAAGAUUCAACAGCUCCAAGAUCUUGUUCAGCAUAAAGACGAUCAGCUGCAGGCUGAAAGGCUGAGGGCUGACACCUUCCAGAGAAAACAGGAGGAAUUUAGGCGGGAAGUUCAAGAGAAAGCCAGCCGAGACCUGGAAGAGUUUCAGAAUCUGGUGGCGGAGAAAGUUUCCCUAGGGCAGCAGGUGGGGAACCUGCAGCAUAAGGUCUCGAGAAUGGCAACACUGGAAAUACACAAUACCACCAAGAUGGAACGUUUCCGAAAUGAUGUUGUGAAUUUCAAGAACAGCUGGCGUCAAGUAAAGAAUGAUUAUCCCCGCACUUUUUUGUACAAGAGUGCAAUGAGGCGGGAGGAACAAGAUAAAGCCAGAGAAGAGGUGAGGACACAGGAGGUAGAGGCCUUGAGAAGGGCACCAAAUUAUCAAAAAAAUAUAUUCAAGCUUCAACAUCUCAAAAAGUAUGUUGGGGCCUUAGAGUCCCAGCUGCAGGCUGCAAAGCUGGGGGCUAACAGCCUCCAGAAAGAACUGGAGGAGUUUAAGCCAGAGGUAAAAGAGAGCGCCAGCCAAGACCUCAAGCAGGUUCAGAAUCAGGAGGUGGAGAAAGUUUCCCUGGAGCAGGAGGUGAAGGCCCUGCAGGAAGAGAUCCCCAGAAGGGAAUCAAAGGAAACAAACAAUACAAACAAGAUUCAAGAGCUCCAAGAUCUUGUUCAGCAUAAAGACGAGCAGCUGCAGGCUGAUAGGCUAGAUCAGGAGGGGGUCAGCCAGGCUCUUCCGGAGGAGGUGGAGCAGCUCCAGGAAGAAAUAAAGACCCUCAAGCCUGAGAAGGAGGCAGAGCCCUCCCUCACAUCAGGUAACGUCCAGGUCGAUUGUGAGGGGGACACUCCAAACAUAGUCCAGGAGACAUCUGAGACCACCCAGACAGCACCUGAGGUAGUGGAGGACAUCUCUUUGUGGAGGAGGUUUAAAAAGUUCAUGACUCCUCACAGUCGCCGCCAAUACAAACAUCUGAGAUGGCAGAAGCAGGACCAAGAGUGAAACCCCCAGCCCUUCUGUUCCCCCAAUCCCCCCCAACAUACCCAGACUGUAACAGGCCAUCAGGCAGACACAGAGGAACAUGUGAAGUCCUGGCAGACAGAAGCUGCUGGACUCUGUCCGGGUUUUCUCCGGGCACUCCGGUUUCUUCCCACCAAAUACAAACUGGAAAAAAAUACCUUUUAGAAUAGUUUCUUAAAAAUGUCAAU